AGUGUGGUGUAACCAGAGCCCCGCCCCCUUCGCUGGUGUAACCGACAUGUAGAAAGGCGUGCUGCUGUCAUGUGACCGUCAAACAGGAAAUGGUGUCUCGGAGACGAACCCUUCAAAUCGUGAUGGCUGUGUGUCAAGAUGCCACUAUCAAACAACGAGAAAUCGGCUCGGCAUAGAGCAAAGGUGAACGCUGAUCCUGUUGCCAGGGCCAGAUACCUUGAAAAAAGAAGAGAGAGUUAUCAGCGACGAAAAAGAGAGGGAAAGACUAAACAUCCUCCAGUAGCCGAACUCUCUAAAGCAAGACAGGAGGAACUGAGGCAGAAAUGGAGACAUUACCAGAGAAGCCGCAGGAGCAAGAUUCGUGAUUUACCACUGCAGUACUCCUCUCAGGUUGAGAUGAACUCUCAGUGGCUGCAGGACUUUGCUCCAUACUCUCCCAGCAGUGAAGCUGACUCCAGCUCCGCCAUGCUGGAAAGUCCCGUGACCAGCUACAGCUGGAUAAAACAGGAGCCAGAGACCGUAGUAAUCCAGUGUGACAAUGUGAACACCGAGACAGAGCAGGACACAACUCCAAGCGGUGCCGCUUCCAUCUCCACGACGCCUCCGAUCGCGGGAGAUUUGCCCAGCAGCGUUAUGCUGACCAUCGCCAAACUUCACUGUUUGCUGGAGAGCAAACAGGAGAAGAUCGACAUUCUGGAGAGACAGGUGCAGGACUUGCAGGAGGAUCGCAGGUUCCUCCGCUCACAGAUCGAGAACCUCACCGGCGCUCUCUCUGCUCGUGUCUGUCGAGGGAUUUCAGACGAAACGGUCGGGAAACGUUAGCGCGUUUAGGUCGGAGCAUAAACUGUAACUGAACGGACUCUCAAUGUUCAAUCAUUCGUUGUUUUGUUAUUGUUAUUUUAUCAUUGUUAUUAAUUUAUGUAAACGGACAAUUACGCAUUAGGCAUUCAAAUCUGUUUUAUUAUUAUCGUGAUUAUGAUCGUAAUUAUUAUUGUUAAAGAUAAUUUACAAAGUUAAAAUGCACUCACCCUCAUGUCGCCUUCAUAUGUGUAUGGCUUUUUAGGGACCAUAACAUUUCUUUGCUAUCUUUUGUUGUUAAAGUUGUGGUCACACUUACCACUGUUUAUCAAAUAUAUAUAAAAUUCUGUUAUUUCAAUAGCAGCUUGUGGCUAUCACCACCAGAAUAUUCACCCAUCCGAAAACACAAAUAAGCUAAAUCGAUCCUUGUUAAAUUGUAAAUGCUGUCAGCAUAAUUCCACUUAAAUUAUAACAGAAAAUUAUUUUUAUUAAAGUUGAGACUGUUAUAGA
Puntigrus tetrazona (Sumatra barb) is the source of this 1308-nucleotide messenger RNA. RefSeq lists its product as uncharacterized. NCBI's taxonomy places the organism in Eukaryota, Metazoa, Chordata, Actinopteri, Cypriniformes, Cyprinidae. The record is from RefSeq and is a predicted model, not a curated record. Gene Ontology annotation, cellular component: nucleoplasm. The transcript has 5 exons. The coding region runs from base 139 to 822 and encodes 227 amino acids.